Messenger RNA from Peronospora belbahrii, 822 nucleotides. The record is from the annotation of a GenBank genome assembly. NCBI's taxonomy places the organism in Eukaryota, Oomycota, Peronosporomycetes, Peronosporales, Peronosporaceae.
AUGCUGGCGAUGCGUUUGCUGGUCCUGCGCGUGUCUCCAGCCGUACGUAAGCAAGCAACGCGUGCUUUUAGUGGUAACUGGGAGUAUCCCAAGGUAGAAGGGAGUGUGGUGGAUAUUACUAAGGCUUUAACAACCAUUGGUGCACGUCUGUCCAUUCCCACGGCACCGCUGUACUUUACGCCGCUUAAGGUCGAUCACAUUGUGCGUGAAAUGAAGGGAAAGGAAGAGCUGUUGAUGGUACAAAAGACGCUGAUUCUGUGUGAUGCGAAGAUGGCUUAUCCUUCAAACUUUGCUGCUGGCAGUUUUUUCUCGGCUUGCAUUAAACUGGACGUGGCCGACAUUGCACUCGAGUUCUUGCGCCAGGCCGAGAACGUGCGGCAUUACGUGAAAAAUCAGAGUUUUUUGCGUCUGGCUGAGCAUUUUGAUAGUCAAGAGAAUCAAGAAGCUGUGGAUGAGCUUGUGCAAAUUAUGCUGAAGAAACGUGUGCCCGUGACCUACAAGAUGUACACGUUUCGCGUGCUUAACGCCAAGAAGCAGGGCAAGUGGGAAGAAGCAGUAGCAGUUGCUAAGGAAGCGGCCAACAAUACUCAGAUUAACUCUCACCUUAUUAUUCAGCUGCUGCAGGAUAAAAACGGAUGCAUUUUGAAGGAGCACAUCCCGUUAGCCAAGUAUCUUGCGGACAAGGGUGACGUGUAUGUGAAUGCAUGCCUUGCUGACAUAUUUGCAGGAGGAAAUGGUAAGCUGCCGAUGAUCAAGGUAGAGGAGCCGGAAAAGACUGAAAGUGAAAAUAGAAAUGGAGAAAAGGAGGCUGAGAACAAGUAG